This is a messenger RNA of Momordica charantia (bitter melon), 1525 nucleotides long. RefSeq names its product binding to TOMV RNA 1L (long form) (gene BTR1L). NCBI's taxonomy places the organism in Eukaryota, Viridiplantae, Streptophyta, Magnoliopsida, Cucurbitales, Cucurbitaceae. The record is from RefSeq and is a predicted model, not a curated record. Gene Ontology annotation, molecular function: RNA binding.
UAAUAAACAGAAAAACUGCAUCUUCAACUCGAGCUUCCAUUUUGGCUUUGGUGGUGUACGAGUCGAGUUUCUGCGAGCGCUCUGCCACACCCUCUCCGUCUUCUCUCAACUGCUCUUCUGCUACCUUCGCCCUGAAGGAAGAGGAACGACAAUGGAGUCCACCGAGUCUUCAUACGUCUCGUCUCCUGAGGCUCCCGCGAAGCGAUCUCCACCGCCGCCAAAAUCUCCCAACUCAGACAAUAUGGACAAGGCCACAUACAUUAGGUUUCUUGUAUCAAAUGCUGCUGCUGGUUCUGUGAUUGGGAAAGGUGGCUCAACAAUUAAUGAUUUCCAGUCACAGUCUGGUGCACGAAUCCAAUUGUCAAGGAAUCAUGAAUUCUUUCCUGGAACCACUGAUAGGAUCAUUAUGGUAUCUGGAUCAAUAAAUGAAAUAUUGAAGGCCAUGGAACUUGUUCUUGCUAAGUUGUUGAGUGAGCUUCAUGCUGAAGAAGGAGAUGAUGUUGAACCGAGAACAAAAGUGAGACUGAUUGUACCCCAUAGUUCUUGUGGAGCUAUAAUUGGGAAAGGAGGGUCCACUAUAAAGUCAUUCAUUGAGGACUCUCAAGCUGGCAUUAAGAUAUCCCCCCAGGAUAAUAACUAUAUGGGAUCCACUGAUAGGCUGGUGACACUGUCUGGAACUAUAGAGGAACAGAUGCGAGCUACUGACUUGAUUGUCUCGAAGCUAUCUGAAGAUCCACAUUACACCCAGUCAAUGAAUUAUCCAUUUUCGUACCCGACAUCAUACAAUACUAUGAACUACGGAUCCAAUGGGGGAGCUGGAGGGAGGUUCCAGAACAAUAAGGAGGAACGGAGUAACUCCUUGACUAUUGGCGUUUCGGAUGGCCACAUCGGGUUGGUUGUUGGUCGUGGUGGAAGAAACAUACUGGAAAUUAGUCAGGCUAGUGGAGCCAGAAUUAAGAUAUCAGAUAGAGGAGAUUUCAUGUCCGGAACCACUGACAGGAAAGUAACAAUUACGGGGUCACAAAGGGCAAUCCGCACCGCUGAAUCGAUGAUUAUGCAGAAAGUAGCAUAUGCUUCUGAGAGGGUUCUAGCACAGUGAUAGAAUGAUUGGAAGUUCAGAAUGUUUGUAGUAGAAGCAAGGCCGGGAGAUUUUCAUUUUUACCAUUGAGGGAGAGCUUGUGAAUGGCGAUGGUCAGAGAAAUAGAGUUUAAAUUUGUCGAAGCGUUGGGAGAAGCCAGCAUUUGAUUGAGUCGAAUAGAAUGAUUAGCAGUUUCAAAUUGUUUAUACAAUUGUAGCCCCUUGAAUUUAUUUUUAUAUUUUUAUGUUUGAGAUUUUUAUCUCUAUUAAAUUGUUUGAACGUGCCUUCUCUUCAGAACAGAUUUUAGCUUCUUUAGGAUGUUCUAUUUUCAUUUAUGGGUGAAUUCUUUAGUCUUGAGUUAAUUUAAUAUUGGGCUUGCUGAGAAUUUUGGUUAUUGUAUGUGCUGUUUUUAGCGGAGCGGUAAUUGACAUCUGUUCUUUCUCUGAA